Molecule: messenger RNA, 1085 nt
Organism: Pseudogymnoascus destructans
Lineage: Eukaryota; Fungi; Ascomycota; Leotiomycetes; Thelebolales; Thelebolaceae
Exons: 2
Coding region: 96-1085 (329 amino acids)
Source: RefSeq, a predicted model, not a curated record
CUCACCACGUGUGCCUGGCAGCCUCGCUCCCAGUAAACAACUCCCCUCCCCCCUCAACGCUGUCUGUCCACCACCCAUACACAAAAACAUCCGCAAUGAUACCCCCAAUUGACAGCGCCGUCCUGGCAGCAAACCCCAAGUUUGCAUUGUUGCAUAAGACGCUGGUGACGAAACACCUCAAACCGGAUGGGGGGACGAGGAAUCAUCCCAAGGAGUGGGAGCGUCAUGCGCAGGCUACUGAACUUAAAACCCUCCGUCUAAAGUUUACGCGGGCCAAGGUCCUGCAGAAAGCCCUUGAAGAGCUCCCUCUCACCUCUCCCGCUCCGGCGUCUACAAAGACAUCAUCAAGUCGGCAAUCCACACCCGUUACGGAAAUCCCACUGCCUGCAAAGCUAACGGAGUUAAUCAUCCUACUCACCCUCUCUCUCCGCUCGCCAACCGCACUUCCACUUCCAAACUUAUCCGCCAAUAUCCAGGCCAUCGCUGCGCUCGUGUCAACUCACCUCACGUCCCAUGCUCUCCCGCUAACUAGGUUGAUGAAUCCACAUACCAAUCCCUCUUUCCUUCAUCGUCAGAUCCCCAGUCUCGCCAUUUCUAUCAUCGCCCUGCGUGAUCAUGUCACCGGCCUUCGUCUCCGCCUGGCGGCGAAACGCACCACCCUCACCGAUCUCGCUGUAAAGUUACUGCACCUCUACACCGCGCAGGCAGCAACAGUAAUCCGCAUCCUCGAACAAACAACCCACGGCUGCCUCUCCCGGCACUCCCGCGCCCACGCUGAGAUGCUCUCCUUAUCCUGCGCCACCACAGCAGCGGAAGCCGAGUCCAAAUCGCGCAUAGCAGCAGACCUCGUCUACGGGCCCGAAGCGGUCAGAGCGUUGCAGGUGUACCGAGAGCAUUUAAGGGAUGGGAAAGUGAGGAUGGAGAGUAGGAAAGGGGGGGCGGAGAGGGAGUUGGGCAGGUAUGGGGUUGGUAGGGAGGAGGGGGGGAAAGAGAGGAUUAUGAGGGAGAUUGCUAGGGUGUGGGAGGAGAUGGAGGGGGAGGUUGAGGAGGUUAAGGGGGAUAUUGGGAGGUUGAGGGGGCGUUAA